This is a messenger RNA of Ruditapes philippinarum (Manila clam), 851 nucleotides long. RefSeq lists its product as uncharacterized. The coding region runs from base 80 to 808 and encodes 242 amino acids. Gene Ontology annotation, biological process: cell adhesion. NCBI's taxonomy places the organism in Eukaryota, Metazoa, Mollusca, Bivalvia, Venerida, Veneridae. The transcript is spliced from 3 exons. The record is from RefSeq and is a predicted model, not a curated record. Gene Ontology annotation, molecular function: carbohydrate binding.
AUAUUCGUAAUCAUAUUUUGCGCACCAAAGCAACGAAGGAAACAUUUACUAACGGAACGUAGUAGUGCCACGUUACACAAUGAAGUUUUCAUGCAUUCAGCUUUUUUUAGUAAUUGUAUCGAGCGAAGUCAUCAGCGAGAAUAAACGUCUUCUACUUCAUGAUCCAGUAUCCAUUGCAGAAGCCAUACAUCAACUUCGAACUGAGAUUGGGGAGCUUAAUACAACUAUAGCUCAACUGAAGGCUUCCCAUGCGAAAGAUAUCACUGAAAUGAAGGCUAAACAUGAUCAGGAGGUGGGACAAUUAGAUGCUUUAUAUUCUCAAGAAGUUGCCAACUUGAAGGCAACAGAGUCUCAGGACGUUACUCAGUUGAAUGCCACACAUUAUAAGGAUGUUGCUCAAUUAAAUGCCAAACAUUUCCAGGAUGUUGCUCAGUUGAAUGUCACACAUUAUCAGAAUGUUGCCCAACUAAAAGCUGAACACGCAAAAGAAGUAGCAGAUCUUAAAGCUGGUUUGAAUGCUGAGAAACUUGAAAGAUGUCGAACUGGGUCAAUAACUUUAUACCCAAUGGAAUGCGCCAUACAAAAAUGUUCAGAAAACCGAGUUAUUCACUUUACUCCCCCGUUCACAAAGGUCCCUGUUGUAACACUUGCAUUUGCGAUGAUGGAUGUGAAUCCGGAUCAUAAUGUGAGAAUUGCGUCAAACGUAUCAGCUGUAACAACUUCUUCCGCCACGCUGUCAGUAAAGACAUGGGCUGAUUCUAUUAUUUACGGAUCAUCCCUAAAUUGGAUUGCAUGCCCUCAUAUGUAAAUAUGUGAAAUGAAUAUAAAGAAUUAUUAAUAAAAUUACCGUA